Molecule: messenger RNA, 990 nt
Organism: Epithele typhae
Lineage: Eukaryota; Fungi; Basidiomycota; Agaricomycetes; Polyporales; Epitheliaceae
Exons: 21
Coding region: 1-990 (329 amino acids)
Source: RefSeq, a predicted model, not a curated record
AUGGGUCUCCUCGACGAAACUUCCGGCGCCACGCUCGUUUCCUUGGUCGUUGAGUCGACCCUUUUCGGAAUUACGUUGUUGCAGACCUUCUUCUACUUCAGGAACUACGCAAACGACCGGUGGUACAUCAAGGGCCUCGUCAUCUUCCUCACCACCUUGGACACUCUCCAUGUCGUCCUCUGUCUCCAUGCCGUCUACUGGUAUCUCGUGACCAACUUCGGCAACGUCGCCAACCUCGACAACACCGUGUGGAGUCUGGACUUGCAAGUAGAGGCCAACACUGUCAUUGCCGUCGUCGUCGAGUGCUUCUUCGCACGACGCCUCUACAUCAUGAGCAAGAACUGGAUCCUCGCCGGCACGGUCGUCAUUCUGGCUUUGAUCCAUAUCAGCACGGGUCUCGUCUUCACCGUCAAAGCUUUCACUCUCGGCCACUUCUCCAAGUUCACUACUCUCAAGCCGGUCAUCGUUCUGGGUCUUGUCGCGCCUGCAGUCGCCGACAUCCUCAUCGCGGGAUCUAUGUGCUACUACCUCUACAGGAAGCGCACUGGUCUCAGCAGGACGGACUCCAUCGUUACCGCGCUGAUGGUGUACAGCGUGAACAGUGGUCUCACGACCAGCAUCAUCGCCUCCGCCUGCGUGAUCACGUUCCUCGCGAUGCCGACGAACCUCAUCUGGAUCGCGUUCUUCUGGCUGCUCGGCAAAUGCUACGUCAACUCAUUCCUCGCGCUACUGAACAGCCGCGAGCAGCUCCGCGAGCGCUCCGGCCGCGGCGGCGUCGUCGCGCUCUCCGACUUCGCCGCGAACGGCAGCGGCGGGAGCGGCGGCGGCGCGGGCAGCGGCGGCGGGCUGUCGCACGCGCGCCGCGCGCUCCCGAACCCGAAGGGCGGCGUCGGCGCGCCCGUCGUGGACGUCGAGAUCGGGAUCUCGCGCACCGUCAUCGAGCGCGCCGACGACGCGCACGAGCGCAAGACCGCGGGCGACGACUGGUAG